UUGAACUCCUUGUUCAGCACAGCCUUACACUCAGUAAGCCCAAGGCCGCGCCAUAGGCAACCGUGAUGCACCCACUCUGAUGUUGGGCUGCAACACGGUGGGUUCAAACCGGGCAUCAAAUUGGUGUCUUACAGCCGCGAGCAUUCCAUGAGUCUCCAACCCGUCUCCAGUUUCCUUCCCACCUUUGUCAAACUUUAUCCCAAGCUCAGUUUAGAUCCAGAUAUUCCAUUACGAGUGCUUGCAUGCCUGCGAGACCGGAAAUUGCCGCCAGAGGGUCAAGUUAUGCCACUGAUUUUGACGAGGCUGAGCGAGCCUCGUCAGGUUUUAGGCACCCGAAGGUCGAAGCCACAUUGAGAACUAGCAGAUCUGCCACGAUUUACGAGCGACUAUCACGUACUAGCACAGCUGUGUCACCCGGAACAAUAUUUUCUCUACCACGCCUUAAGAACAUCGUUACGUCUGCCUCAUCUACCGUUUCAAACCUCUGGCAAUACAAACUCUUUCAGCGGGAGACUAGUUUGCCAGUAUUACGGCCUUUCAAAUGGAACAAUGUCGAUGAUUAUCCAGAAGGCUAUCCUCAAUUGGCAGCUUUAAUCACGAGCGAUGAUAACUUCUGCAUUUAUCGAAAGUUUGAUCGAGCCAGCAACCGUGUUCUACUUCACUUGCAGUCCGAAAUUGCAGCCCUUGAUAAUGGCCUGAACCAGAUGGAUCGAGCUGAUGAUGGUUCUACAACCGCUUAUCGACUGCGGUCUACCAGACAUGAAGAAGGUUGGGAUGGCGAGCAAAGGAAAACCAUUACGAAACUCCAGGACAAGCUUCCGAUAUACUAUGAUUUACUUCUAAAGAGUAGUCAGUUGAAAGCACUCGGUCCGCCGUUGAAACAUAACCAUCAAUCUCUCUUUCACUGGAUUGAGGGCAAGAAACCAGUUAUGGAGCAAGAGGACGAUUGGAUUUUGCACGAGGACGAUCUCGUCGGACUUUCCGAAAUAGAUCACCUUGAGUCUUCGCUGGCAUCAUCAUUUCUGAAUCGUCUUUUCCGUCCGUCAAGAUGUGGAGAUGGAUGCGGUGGGCCGGUGGUCACCUACUUUUCCCAGAAGCGGAUUUCCGCCGCCGCAAAAUCCAUCAGUGUCUUCAUCGCAGUUGCAAUUCUCAUUCUACCCGUCUCUAUCCUUGUCUGGACUCCUUGGAAUCGCGCUUGGAUAUCUGUUACUGUCCUUUUAUCUGUGCUAAUAUUCUCGACCCUGUUAUCCCUGUCCACCAAAAUCAAAGCCAAAGACAUUCUUCUGGGCUCUGCAGCAUAUUGUGCUGUAUUGGCAACGUUCCUUGGGAAUUUGCCUUCGAAUGGACCUCCCAGGUCGUCUCCAAGUGCAGGGUAAUUUGACUAUUCUGAGAUGUGCUUGAAGAGCCUGUGUGAAGUGAUAGAUAAACAAUGAAGAUUCAUUCUUAUUAUAUUGGAGGAACAUGAUGAAUGUUCUUGGAACAAAAAUUCUUUCCUGUGUCGAAGUUUUGCUGUUAGUAGCAAGUACAACUCCCCGUAAAACCACCCCAUUGUCAUCCGAGUAUAAGGAAUUAGAGAAGGACUUAAGAAAUCAGAAUCAGUACAUAAAGUAGCAUUUGUCAGAUCACAUAAGCUCAAUGUCGUAAUCGACCUCAUCUGCAUCAACGCCUUCGUAAGCUUCACCAAACAUCAAACCGUCCACAUAUGCAUCACCGACGAGCCGGUAUCUUCCUCCCUCUACUGGU
This is a messenger RNA of Hyaloscypha bicolor E, 1743 nucleotides long. RefSeq lists its product as uncharacterized. NCBI's taxonomy places the organism in Eukaryota, Fungi, Ascomycota, Leotiomycetes, Helotiales, Hyaloscyphaceae. The record is from RefSeq and is a predicted model, not a curated record. The transcript has 6 exons. The coding region runs from base 243 to 1376 and encodes 377 amino acids.